Symbiodinium natans is the source of this 570-nucleotide messenger RNA. The record is from the annotation of a GenBank genome assembly. Lineage: Eukaryota; Dinophyceae; Suessiales; Symbiodiniaceae.
AUGGUCCUGCUACUUGUCUUCAUGUCUGCUGGCUCCCUCGCAAUGGGCAAUCUCCUGCAAGAGUUCAUCGCCACGGAUUCAAAUGUUCUUGAAGAUCGAGAGUGGAUUUGGAUACACUACGGCACAGCUUACCGCUCCCUCUACACACUCUAUGAGAUAACUUUCGCAGGUAAUUGGCCGACCAAAGCAAGACCAGUCUUGGACAAGGUGAGCCAUGCCUUCGUCGUUUUCUUCGUUCUGUACAUCACCCUGAUUGUUUUCGCGGUCAUCCGUGUGGUCACCGCUGUUUUUUUGAAGGAUACCCUGGAGGCUGCACAAAACGAUGCGGAACUUCAGAUGGUGAAUCAGAUGAGAAAGAAGGCCGAAUACAUCAAGCGCCUCGAGCGGGCUUUUACCAGCAUCGAUGCUGGUGGAAAUGGUAUGAUCACGGAGGAGAGGCUCAUUGACCCUUCACCAGCAAUUAUGAGGCUUGCAUCUCAACCGCAGAACAGGUGUGCGAUGAUAUCGCUUACGUAUUCACACAGGCGCAUGGCCGCCGACCCCCCCCCCCUCCCCCCCGCUUUCAUUUAG